Insectozyma verbasci is the source of this 438-nucleotide messenger RNA. Lineage: Eukaryota; Fungi; Ascomycota; Pichiomycetes; Serinales; Debaryomycetaceae. The record is from the annotation of a GenBank genome assembly.
AUGCAAAAUGAAGAACGAAAAUCUCUAAGACAACAAAUAGCAGAGGGAAAAGGUAUGUAAGGAUGCCUUUUUGUAAGGAGUUUAUACAUUCAACACUCUACUAACAGUUUAGCUUUGAAAUUACAAGAGUAUCAAGAGAAAUUUGAAUCAAAAAAUACAACUUAUAUAUUGGAUGAAAAAGCAGUUAAAUUCUAUAAUGAAUUAAAAGAAAAAGAACAAAAGAAUGAUAAAGAAAUUAAACAAUUAAUGAAUAAAGAAAUGAGGAGGUACCAACUGAUGAAAGAGUCAAAAGAUGUCAAACAACGAGUGGUUAAGAAAUCAAUACAAGUAAAGAAAAAGCAAAAGAUAACAAACAAACCUGAACAAUCUCAGACUAAAUCAGCUUCCAAGUCAGUUCCCAGUGUUGUUGGUGAUUAUUCAUCAGAUGAAGAUGUAUGA